GCGGUUUUGUCGGCGGAACGUCACUUCCCAGGGAAGUCCUAAACUUUUCCAUCCGUGCAGCAGGCUGCAUCGCGAGGAGGAGGAGAUGGUAGAAGAGGAGGAGGCGCUUUUGGGAUCGCCUCGGCUCCUUGCCAAGGCGGUAGGGCACAUUUUUGAACCGCGGUGGCGUACGGUGACAACCGUUUUUUGUUGUUGUUGCUGUUGUUGUUUUUUUCACGACUGGAAACGCAGUCGCUGAAAAGUUCACCAGACAUUCACAUCUACCACGGAGGAGGAAACCCCAAAAGGCCACGGGACCGAUGCGUGGAACCUAACGCGCCCGCGCGCUUUGAGCCCCGACUGCGGCGCGGUGGAGCGACCUGAACCUUCCUGUUUCUGAAGUAGAAGGUAAAACCCGGAGCUUCUGCUUCGUGUUUCCUCUCAGGCCGGAGGUUCGGGGAGGAGAUGAGUGCUCAGGAUGGGACUGUGCCUCGGUACCGAAGUCACAGAGGAGCAGAAGAAGGCGAGGACACACAGUGCCGAGAUAGACCGAGACCUGUACGAGUACGCCAAGCGCGAGAUGAAUGUGGUUAAAGUCCUCCUGCUAGGUGCAGCAGAGAGCGGUAAAAGCACCUUGGUCAAACAGAUGAAGAUCAUUCACAGUCAUGGAUUCACCAAGCAAGAGCUCUCCAGUUUCAAGCCUGCAGUGCUCGACAACCUCCUGACCUCCAUGAAGUUUGUGCUGCAUGGCAUGGGCCUCCUCCGCAUCAACCUGGGCAACACCAGGAACAAGGUCCACGCCCAUUCUGUCCUGUCAUGCGGGCGCUGCUUCGACGAAGACAAGGUGCUGUUUCCUUUCCUCGGUCACGCCCUGUCCUGUCUGCUGGCCGACCAGGGGGUGAGGGCGGCGGCGGCCCGGGGCUACGAGUACGAGCUCAACGACUCGGCCCUGUAUUUCUUUGAGAACCUGACCCGCAUCACGUCUCCAGAUUACGUGCCCACGGAAACGGACGUCCUGCGAGUACGAUUGAGGACGACAGGCGUGAUCGAGACGCAGUUCAAAGUCAACCAUCUCGUUUUCAGGAUGUACGACGUUGGAGGCCAGAGAACUGAGCGGAGGAAGUGGAUUGGUUGUUUCGAGGAUGUCAGGGCGGUCCUGUUCGUGGUGGCGCUGAGCGGUUACGACAUGACCCUGGUGGAAGAACCCUCCGUGAAUCGUCUUCAGGAGAGCAUGAAGCUCUUCUCCUCCAUCUGCAACAACAUUUACUUCCGCAGCACAUCCAUGAUUCUAUUCAUGAACAAGAUAGACCUUUUUCAAGACAAGAUUUUACAUUCUGGGCGACAUCUGCGUUUAUACCUGCCACAGUUCAAAGGUGCAGACUGCGACGUGGACUCGUCAGCCCGCUUCAUCGCCGCCACCUUCGUCUCGCUCAACGGCGCCCCCAGCAAACUCAUCUACCACCACUUCACCACGGCCACAGACACCUCCAACGUCGAGGUCGUCUUCGAGGUGGUCAUGGACACGAUAAUCAAAGAGAAUCUGGAAGCCGUGUCUCUCCUGUAACUACCAGAGUGGGUCCGACACGUCUCAUUUUCAACGACGUGAAGAUCAUGAGCUCCAAACACUUGUUUUUUCUCUGCAGGUGCAGCCUGGAGCUCGGACACGCUUGUCCUCUGAUGCUUGAUUCUUGGGGGGCUGAACCCUAAAACAAUGACUUUUGAAACCUUGCGUUGAGGCAUUUAUUCUUUGUACUGUACUACAAAAUCAGACUAUGAAUGGUGAAGUUACACUUGGAGGACUCGUUACGUGCUGUUUAUUCAUGUGUGUGUUUGUGGGCGGGCCGGACAGAGAGGGGGUGAUGAUUUAGUGUUUGUUCGUUUCGUCCUCGGUGCAGGGUGCACUCGUGCAUACUCAUUGUGUCCUUUCUGCUCAUCCAUCACGGUGUCUGUGUACGCCCCAUGCGUCACACCCUGCUAAUGAGGCGGUGAUCACUUUGUCAAAGCCCCAAGUUUGUGUUUAACGUAUCCUCUCACACUCUGUUCAUUGUUAUCUGUGCCUCCACUCACUUGUUUUUAAAUAUUAGAAAUAGGUAAACCGUACGUAGGUAAACCUCCCUGAAGCUACCCACUUGUGUUUGCAUGUUGAUGAUGUUUCAUUGUCUUACACACACACACACUCUCUCGAUCCUGCAUGAUUUGCAAACCAGGACGAUGCUUCCUAUAUGUGUAUUGUGUGGGACUUUGCCAGAGUCGGAUUGAUUUGAAGGCUCCCCAGAGCAAAUCACUGUGACUCCAGUAAUAAUCAAGAUGUGGUAAUGACUGAUAUGCUCUGAUAUAAAUACUGAAGAUGAAAGGAAAAAGACCCCCUAGGUGCCUUAUGAUGAAGUGGUUUUGCUGUUGUGUAAUUUGACUUCAUAUGUAUGAAUAUUUUCCCUUCUCUUGUUUUCUCCACUUUUGGAAGAAUUGUCUAUAACUCCAUACUGUCACUCUGAUAUGGGGUUUGUCGUACUUUGCUUUGUACUGAAACUGCAGGUUUAAAAAAAAAAACGUUUAGCAAUUCAAGUCAGUGGUGGAUCACUUAUUUAUAAGACAAAUUAAAUCCACACAAAGGUUUACCAGUGUUUGUUCUUUUUUAAUAGAUAAAAUAAAUAAAAGUACUUUACAGGAAAUCUGCUUUGCAGUCAACUGGACGUUUAAUACAUUUUGCAAUGGAGGGUCUGUGGUUAAACAGUAAAUAUGGAAAGUUAUCUGAUGGUUUUAACAAAUACCUCUCGCACUUUUCUGUCUACACAACCAAAGUAAAACGGAACAAUGCUUGAAUAUUCCUUUUUUUU
Molecule: messenger RNA, 2813 nt
Organism: Pungitius pungitius (ninespine stickleback)
Lineage: Eukaryota; Metazoa; Chordata; Actinopteri; Perciformes; Gasterosteidae
Gene: gnav1
Product: guanine nucleotide binding protein (G protein) alpha v1
Exons: 9
Coding region: 458-1543 (361 amino acids)
Biological process (GO): Rho protein signal transduction; adenylate cyclase-modulating G protein-coupled receptor signaling pathway
Cellular component (GO): heterotrimeric G-protein complex
Molecular function (GO): G-protein beta/gamma-subunit complex binding; guanyl nucleotide binding; GTPase activity
Source: RefSeq, a predicted model, not a curated record